Alternaria ventricosa is the source of this 528-nucleotide messenger RNA. RefSeq lists its product as uncharacterized. Lineage: Eukaryota; Fungi; Ascomycota; Dothideomycetes; Pleosporales; Pleosporaceae. The coding region runs from base 1 to 528 and encodes 175 amino acids. The record is from RefSeq and is a predicted model, not a curated record. The transcript is spliced from 2 exons.
AUGAUGAGGGAUUACGGGCAGGUAGCUACGUGGCUCGAUGAGCUCCUCCUGAAAAAAGACGAGCCGACAACUUACAAGCUUCUGAUUGAGAGCUUCCGUGCUUGGGAUGAAGUGAAGCGCUGUGGCCUCGGUGCGAUGGUAGAUCCGAAAAACUCUUACAGGGACGGCAGUGUCAAGUACAACACAGGCUAUCUCUUCCAAGGAGUCCUGGAGCAUAUCGCCAACGCCGAGAAGAUCGCAGGGACUCUGCCUUCAUGGUGGGACGCAGAGAAACGAGAAGCGUGUAUCAAAGUCGCCAAAGAGAUGUAUCACUGGGAUGAUCUUCCUGGAGUGGGCGUCCCCAUGGAGGUCAACGAGCCGUACCGUUACGGAGGCCCGCCAUUGAGACAGCCACUGCGUUCGUUGGGGAUGAAGAUCGAAGGGAUCGGUAUGGAUGAGGCGCUUUUGCGGGGAUACUGGAAGGUGAAAGAGAUGCCCGGUGGACGCAUCGCUCUGCAUAACGAGGCCGACCCUAGUAGCUUCGAUUGA